GUAUGUUGCUGGAGGUGCUGUCUUUUGAAUAAGGCACUAAACCCAUGUCCCACUGGAUAAAGAGUUGCUCAGUAAUAUCUGGAAAAAGAGAAGAACUCUGUCAGUGUGACUAACACACAGGAUCGGGGCAUUCGAGUCUUGCAGUUUGUUGAAUCAUUGUUUUGGCUGCCAUGCCAGCUGGGACUGUCCUUCAGCUGCUGUGUUGUAGUUUGUGACGUGCUGAGGGUGGGAAUGUUAGCUGCGAAUUGUCUUUCUGCAGCGAGUCGCCACCGCUGAGCACUUUGUGCCCGAGAGUUUUCCUCAAUGUCUUCCUCACGCUCUUGACCUGUGGAUCCGAUUGUCCAAGGUUCCCGUCUCUACUCAGGACUGUGCCAACGAGAAUGUGAGACCAAGUUUCCUGUCAAUCAUGACUCCGAUUUUUAUCUGCCAUGUCAUGGGUCUUGCCCUCUACUACGUGCCACUCCUGUGCCAGGGAAGAGCGACAGACCAUUUCCCCGUCUCAGACACUGAAGCUGUCGUACUCACUUCCAUUGCAAUCUAUGUGGCCGGACUGGCACUACCCCACAACACCCAGAGUGGCUUGCCGACUGAGUUGGCUGCCCAUGGCUGGAUGACUCUGAAGCUGAUCUCUGUCCUGUACCUGGCUCUCCUCCUGGGCUGCAUCACCUUGAUCAACUUCUCUCUGGGCUUCAUCCUGGCUGUGACCCUCGUCCCAGCGGCUGCCCUCGCUGAGCCUGCACCCCACAGGACGCUGAAAGCCCUGUUCCUUAUCCUGAUGUCGCCGAUCACUAUCUUGCUGAUGUGUAUUUACCUGUACCAUGAACUGGCCGAAUACCCUAUCACUCUGCUGGAGUGCUGGCAGCUCCUCCUGCAGGCUGUGGCUGAGUCCAUUCUCGAUCACCAUCUGUACAGCUCCAUCGUUUACCCCUUUGUUGUCUUCUUCAUCUACCCCUGCUGGCUGCUGCUGUGGAACGUGGUCUUCUGGAACUGAGAGAGUGCACACAUCUCCCUCCACGGCCUUGCCUAGGAAGAUUCACACCACCCCAAGGGUGACGUGGUCGAAGGCAUGAUGGGUUAGAAAGACAGCAGACUGUGAGGGUCUCUUAUUGAGUAACAUUGGGUUUCAUUCUGAGGUUUCUGAUGUUUUAAUUUGACUGCAUGGGAUGAUGGGGAAGAGGGGGGAGGGAGUCAGAAAAUAAGACAUCUCAGGGUUGGGGUUUGUGGGGGCUUGGAGGCACCGAUCACUUGGAGAGGGAAGAAAAAGGGGGGGAAUUGAGGUCAGCACGAGGUGUCUGGUGACUGGGUUACAAAAGGAAAUGGGCGAGUGAAAUGAGCUGAGGACUGAAGGGAUCAGGAGGGACCAAGUGGAGUUCUCAGGGGAGGUGCUGAAUAAGGAAGUUUGUCAUGAUCUGGGGAGACCAAACCUCAACAUUUACACUUUGGGAUAGAAUGAACCUCAGCGUAAGUGAAAAGGAGAAGUGUCUAAGUCUUUAUAUCACCGAAGAAUAUCCCCAUGAUGUCUAACCCCACCUGGUAUCCAAUAAGGCUUUCAGAUCAUAUCCAGCACCAAAUGCAAGGUUUUAAUGUAACUUUUGGAUGUGUGUGUUUGGGUUGAGUAAGGAACUGUGUGACCUUUACACAGAUCAUUACUUCCUGUUGGGGCUGGUUUGAAGUCAGAAACACAUCUAAAUGAAAUGACUAAAUGUUUCUCUUUCACUGAAUUCACUACUUCACUGCUGAGUUUAUAAUGUGAAAAAUUGUUUCUUGUGUAAAUAGUUGAUUGGAUUUUUAAAGAAAGGUGAGAAUAAAAACAGAUAAAUAUUUA
Molecule: messenger RNA, 1825 nt
Organism: Chiloscyllium plagiosum (whitespotted bambooshark)
Lineage: Eukaryota; Metazoa; Chordata; Chondrichthyes; Orectolobiformes; Hemiscylliidae
Source: RefSeq, a predicted model, not a curated record